This is a messenger RNA of Salvia splendens (bonfire salvia), 1058 nucleotides long. Its product is annotated as glutamic acid-rich protein-like. The coding region runs from base 380 to 892 and encodes 170 amino acids. The record is from RefSeq and is a predicted model, not a curated record. The transcript has 3 exons. NCBI's taxonomy places the organism in Eukaryota, Viridiplantae, Streptophyta, Magnoliopsida, Lamiales, Lamiaceae.
UCACUAACAAACCCUUUCAAGUUUAACACUAGAAUAAAUAGUUCUCCAUUUACUUCGUGAAAUACUCGAAUUCUCAAUUUAUCAGAUAUAUUAGCGUAUAUUACCAACUAUUUAAGUUGUUAAUACACAAACACACAUCCUUCACUUUCAAGUUUCAACCAACACACAACACGUAGUCUCUUUCUCUUUCACGCUCGCACGCUCGCACAAAGGUUGAGAGGCUCAUUUUAUCUUCACCUACAUCUCUCUCUCACACACACUACAUAUGAAAAGAGCCUCUGGAACAAGGUUUCUGUGGUUAAUUCUAAGCCAUUUUUCUUCUGCGUCUUAAUUUAUCGAUUUCUCGAGUUAGAAGUUGUUCGGCGCAGGUUUUCGCAAGAUGGAGGUGACAGCUGAAGUGGCUUCGCUAACGUGCGCGGCGGGGCCGCUGUCCUUCCUUUUCCUCAUAGUCAAAGCUCACUACACAGCUCAGUUGGAGAAUUUUGCAAAACUACUGAUGCUGACUACAAUGAAAGGCCAAUCGGAAGCUGUUGAUGCCGAGGGAGGAGCUGGUGAGGAGAGCGACGGCGAAGCUGCUGCCGCUGGUGCUUCGGGAGAGGAUGAUGGCGAAGGGGAGUAUUCUGAGGAAGGCGAACAGGAGAACGAGGCCAACAGCAACAGCAAGGCCAAGGGGGGAGCAGGGGCCGGUGAAGAGGAUGAUGACGAGGAAAAUGAUGCUGCCAACGAGCACGAUGAUGAGGACGAUGAAGAUGACGAAGACGAUGAGAAUGAGGACGGGGACGACCCGGAUGUAGCUGAGGACGAGGAUGAGGAGCCAGAGGAUGACGAUGAGGAGGAAGAAGAAGACGAAGAAGAAGAGGAACUUCAGCCUCCGAAGAAGAGAAAGAAGUGAAGCAGCGUUGGUUAAUUUUACAAGACCUAAUCUAAUCUUCCUCCUAUUUCACUAGACUGACUCAGUUGCUUAAUUUUACUGCAGUUUUUUUUUUUGCAUGUUUUGAAUUCAUAUCCUAGGGAAACUUAUUUAAAUUUAGCAUCAAGCAAUUAAUAUUUUUGAAUUA